CUGCGGAAGCGACUGAUGGCGGUACGCGAGGAUUUGGCUCGGCGGGGCGGCCUAAGGACUACAAAGAGCAUCGCCACAAAUGCCGCGGUUGAGGGUAUGGUUCGCUACCUCCCAACGUGCUUGUCUCAGCUGCAAGACCUUCCCUUCAAGGAGCUUCACGGGGAAAAGAAGGGACAAAAAUACGGCCAAGUGUUCGUAGACGAGGUUAGAACCUUCCUCUGCGAGAACCGUCUGACCCACCUUCUUAGGGAACAAACCCGGGUGACGCCGCCUCCCCCCGGGGCGUCAUGUAGCAGGCUUCCCCGAGUGGAAGACACCGAUACUGAGGAGUUUAUUUCCAUCGGCGGCACCUUAAGCGCCCCCCAGGGGCCCCUUCGAUCUGUAGAGGCUCAGGCUUGCAGCAAUUAUGACCCCUUCCAGCCUCCCUUAGCUACGCAAGCCUGUGUGUCGCAGAGCAUGUACUUCAGACCUGCCCCCUCUACAGGUGCCCUAGCCGGCGCAAAAAACACCCACCCGAACUCAAACACACAGGGCCAAGUACAGUGGAAUGCACAAGCCUUGUCCACUGUGUCCCAGUACCAGCAGCAGCACUAUACAGCACACUAUCCGCAGGAUCAACAGCAAGAGCCCUCCACUGGGUGUGAGCAGCGCUCCACCUCAGGGCUCGACCCUGAAUUAUGGGACCCCGAGGACUUUGAGUGCCUCGACUUUCUUUAG
This is a messenger RNA of Cyclospora cayetanensis, 717 nucleotides long. RefSeq lists its product as uncharacterized. Lineage: Eukaryota; Apicomplexa; Conoidasida; Eucoccidiorida; Eimeriidae. The coding region runs from base 16 to 717 and encodes 233 amino acids. Gene Ontology annotation, molecular function: nucleic acid binding. The transcript has 3 exons. The record is from RefSeq and is a predicted model, not a curated record.